GCGCGCCAAUCAGCAACAGAAACAGUAGGUCUAGCCUCACGUCCCCGCCCACCAUGACGAGCAUGUACAAAGCCGGCGGGUCGGUUAAGAAGUUACUACAGGAUGGAUGGCAUCGAGUAAGAGCCGUUGGAAUGACCAACCACAUCCCCAGUCAGAUUCGAUCGAGUCCUCCACCGAGCGGACCUGAGUUCAGACCGCUUCCCUGCUCAUGGGUGCUCCGCUCCGCAAGGUCCGGUCGCCAGAUCUGCUCUCUGGGGAAUGAUUGCGUGCAUUCGUCAAUUGCGGGGAACACGCCUAUCCCUCCAGGUGGUCUUGUUUUCGACCUACCCUGCACCGCUUCAGCUCAAAAAGGUCUCAUCCCAAAGAUUACUUGCUGCAACUUUCUCAAGCCGAUUGGCCAUGCUCGCUAUCUCCUGCAUGUCACAGCUAUUCACGUAGAACUAGAACAACCUAGUGGCUCUUAGCUUCAAACUCAAUUCC
Messenger RNA from Pyricularia oryzae 70-15, 480 nucleotides. RefSeq lists its product as uncharacterized. NCBI's taxonomy places the organism in Eukaryota, Fungi, Ascomycota, Sordariomycetes, Magnaporthales, Pyriculariaceae. The record is from RefSeq and is a predicted model, not a curated record. The transcript is spliced from 2 exons. Bases 54 to 464 code for a protein of 136 amino acids.